ACCAAACUGAGGGGUGGGGGAAAAGGGAGAGAGAAACACCCAAGGCGGGAUCUGGCCAUGCCCAAGCCCAGCUGCCUGCCGGCUGCUCACGCCGGGUGCUGUGGGGUGCCCCCCGGCAGGUAGCCAGGCGGGGGGACCUGCAAGCUCCCUCUCCUCCUGCCUCCCAAAACUCGCUGAAGUUGAGAGAUUUGUUCUUCCUCCUGAUCUCUGCAGCACCUGCACCUCUCUGGAUAAAUACAUCUAAGAGGAGGCUUUUCGGUUCAUCCACCUUAUCCCAAACUCCAGGCAAAGGACUGCUCGGAGCAGCGACUGACUGACUGGAGGAAACUUUUUGCCAAACUUUUCUGGUGCUUUGCUCUGCUCUUUUAACCCCUUGAGUUACUUUGCAUCACACAGGAGGGCUGGGGAGCCUUCUCUUGGGCAGAGUAACGCUCCCUUCCAGGCACCGCCUGAAUCGGAAAAGCAGGAGGGAAAGAGGAAUAAAGUUAUUGUGAAAAGGAGGAGGGGGGGGAAAUCCCCAAAAGCUUGCACCUCAAGAAGAAAGGAAGGACAACAAAACCUGCAGCCCAAGGAUGAAGCAGUGAAUGGAAAGAACACUUUAACUGGGAUCAACAAGUGGGAAUUUCUGCACGCCACGCUCGUCCCCUCCCCUCCCGCUCCAGCCCGGCGGGCUGUCAGAAACUUGUGGCUGGCAAGAAAACUUGUCCCCGUUGGCGGAACCUCUCCUCCCGCGCCUCUCAAGGGAUAUAGCAGUGACCGCACCGGCGAUGGUCCCCAGGCCGAGCGCCGCCCUGGCUCUCUACGCCCUUCAGGGGCUGCUCCUGAUGCACGGUCUUGCUGAGGAAGAAUUUUUUGAGAAACCAACGCUAAGCACUGACAAAGAGGACAUUGUCAUCUUACCGGGAGAGACCCUAAAAAUAAAAUGCAGGGGAGCACCUUCUGUAAGCUGGCUUCUGAGGGGAGACCAGAAGGAUGACCCCCGGGUGCACGUCACCAACUGUCGCAAUAACACAAGGCAAAGCUGCAGCAUGCUUGUCAUCAGGAAAGUCAUCGCUAAUGACACCGGUUACUACACCUGCAUUCAUGAUAACUCCCCAUCUAAAGAGGACCUCAUGGCAAAGAUUUAUGUGUUUGUUAAAGACUACAGAAAUCCAUUUGUGGAGAUUCACCCGGAACAUCCCGAAAUAAUCUACAUUUUAGAUGCUAACAGAACGGUUGUUAUCCCUUGCCGAGUUACCUUGCCAGAUAUCAAACCUAAGCUUACCCAGUAUCCUCAGUCUGUAGAGAUGAACUUCGAGAGGAUGGUGUGGGACCCAAGAAGAGGAUUUAUCAUCCCCUGUCAUGCUUUUGUUUACUCUGGAGUACUCACAUGCACCGUAAAUGUCAACGGGAGUGUGUUCACCUCCUAUUACCUAACACAGAGAUUGGAGGUCAGAGCACAGAACCUGUCUCUGAAGGCAACUCCCAAAAAACUGCUGGUUGGAGAAACUCUCUAUUUGGAAUGCAGAGCAGAAACCUUCAUCAACGGGCGCAUUGAGCUCAUAUGGACAUGCCCUAAUGGGAGACACCCUUAUCCUAAAAGAACAAUAGACCAGAGUGACACGGUGUAUAAAGUUGGCAGUAGCCUGAAAAUUGAAAAUGUCACCAUGCAGGACGGAGGCCUGUAUGUAUGCAAAACAUUCAACGUAACAAGGCUGGAGGCCAAUGUCACAGUUACAGUGUAUGACAAACCUUUCAUUAAGGUUUCGCAUAAGAAAGGGUCUUACUAUGAGAUUAUAUCAGGACACAAGUCACUGAAACUAGCUGCGAAGGUGGACGCCUUUCCUCGUCCAAGCGUCACUUGGUACAAAGACGGCAAACUGAUCAAGGAUAACCACACCUGCUAUGACCCGGAUCCAAUGAAGUACAGACUGGGCAUAAGAGAUGUGAGACCAAAGCAUGCUGGAAACUAUACCAUCGUCUUGAGCAAUGCAGAAUAUGGCCUGUACAAGAACCUCACCAUGCAGCUGGUAGUGAGAGAGAGACCCAAAAUCUAUGAAAAGGAAACUGAUUUUGAUAAGAUCGUGCGGGUGGAAUUAAGAAGCAAACACAAAAUUCAGUGCACUGCAAGCGGGAAUCCUGACCCGAAGAUUGAGUGGAAGUGGCAGCCCUGCAGCCCCACAGGCACACUAUGCAACCCUGAUGGGGAAAAAAUCGUGGUUCAGGAGAACACGUUCAUAGGCAACAAGAUCCGAAGCAUUGAAAACAUAACCAUGAAGCAUGGGGAUAAAAAAAAGAUUGUGAGCACACUAACUAUGGAAAACAGCAGUGCAUCUGGCAUCUAUUACUGUGUGGCUUCAAACAAGAUCGGCGAAGAAGAGAGGAGCAUUGAAUUCUACGUUUCAGAUGUGCCGUUUGGGUUGCAAACAGACGCACAAGUCACAGCUAUCGUGGGGAACGACGUCCGGCUGACCUGCCGGGCCUCCAAGUACAUCUACAGUCACUUGGCCUGGUAUGACCCUUCCUCAGAGGCGGCUCUCAGUGACUCAGUGAUCAAGAAAACUGACAACUAUUCCAUUUCGUUGACACUGGUCAUUACUAACGUCACGAAGGAACAGAGUGGCCUCUACAAGUGCAGAGCCCAGAACCAGCACAACAGCACCGACACGCUAGAACAGCACACUCAGCUCCUGGUCAGAGCAAAGGCAGCACCGUACGUGAUACAAAACCUCACGGAUCUGGAGGUUAACAUCAGCGGCAAGAUCAUUCUGGAGUGCAAAGUCAGUGGAACGCCAGAACCUCAGAUUACGUGGAGGAAGAACGGCUACCCCAUUUCAGCAGCAUCGGGAAUUUCCAUGGAAAAUAAUACCCUGGUCAUUGAGAGAGUGAAAAAGGAUGAUGAAGGGCUCUAUGAAUGCAAGGCAUCCAAUGACAUGGGCCAAGACAGCACAUCAGCCUUCAUCAAAAUACAAGGUUCUGAGGAGAAAUCCAACAUUGAAGUUAUCAUUUUGGUCUGCACUGGGCUAGCUGCCACGCUCUUCUGGCUUCUUCUGACCCUAUUCAUUCGGAAACUGAGAAAACCUGAUGCCACAGAUAUUAAAACAGGAUACCUGUCAAUUAUAAUGGAUCCAGAGGAAAUGCCUCUUGACGAGCAGUGUGACCGUCUUCCCUAUGACAGCAGUAAAUGGGAGUUCCCCAGAGACAGGCUGCGGCUGGGUAAAACACUGGGUCAUGGUGCUUUUGGGAAGGUGGUGGAGGCGUCUGCUUUUGGCAUUGAUAAAUCUUCAACCUGCAAAACAGUUGCCGUAAAAAUGCUUAAAGAAUGUGCAACUACUAAUGAAUGUAAGGCUUUAAUGUCUGAACUGAAGAUCCUCAUCCAUAUAGGACAUCAUCUAAACGUAGUCAACCUGCUGGGAGCCUGCACCAAAGCUGGAGGUCCUUUAAUGGUCAUAGUAGAAUACUGCAAAUAUGGAAAUCUGUCCAACUAUCUAAGAGGAAAACGAGGAGAUUUCAUUGCCUACAAGUCCCAGGAAAACUCUGACCAAGCAGAGAAAAGUCUGGAUGAGUCCAACAGUGAUUUGACUGAACUGAUCAAGAGGCGCCUUGAGAGUGUAGCCAGCACAGGAAGCUCUGCCAGCUCUGGAUUUAUUGAAGAUAAGAGUUACAGCGAUUCAGAAGAUGAUGAAGAAGAUGCUGAGGAUCUGUACAAGCGGCCCCUGACUCUGGAGGAUCUGAUUUGCUACAGCUUCCAAGUGGCAAAAGGCAUGGAGUUUCUCGCCUCCCGAAAAUGCAUUCAUCGAGAUUUGGCAGCAAGGAACAUCCUUCUUUCAGAGAACAACGUGGUUAAGAUCUGUGACUUUGGUCUAGCCCGGGAUAUUUAUAAAGAUCCUGACUAUGUACGGAAAGGAGAUGCAAGACUUCCACUCAAAUGGAUGGCUCCAGAAGCUAUUUUUGACAAAAUUUACACAACACAGAGUGACGUAUGGUCUUUUGGAGUGCUGCUGUGGGAAAUAUUUUCUCUAGGUGCCUCACCAUACCCUGGAGUGCAGAUAGACGAGGACUUUUGCCGACGGCUCAAAGAAGGAACCCGCAUGAGAUCUCCAGAGUACUCUACUCCAGAAGUCUACCAGACAAUGCUGGAUUGCUGGCACGGAGUCCCCACAGAGAGGCCUACUUUCACUGAGCUUGUGGAGCGCUUAGGAGAUCUUCUUCAAGCCAAUGUACAGCAGGAUGGUAAAGACUAUAUUCCACUGAACAUCACCUUGUGUCCUGAUGGAGAAUCUAACACCAAAACUUGCCCUGUGGAAGAAAACUUGAACAACUGUGUUAAUCGCUGGAGUGCGGUAGAAACUGGUAACAACAGCAAGAAGCGACCACUGAGUGUGAAGACAUUUGAUGAGGUGCCAGUAGAAAAGGAGAAAGUGAUGCAUGAGGAGUCGGACAGUGGGAUGGUGUUGACGUCAGAUGAGAUAAAAAGCCCGAAGAGGCUGGAAAUCCGUUCUUGGCCUUAUGGGAUCAUGGCUCUAGCGCGGAGAGCUGUUAGCAAGAGCAAAGAAUCCAUAUUAUCUGAUCAUGAGCGUGAGUCUGUCAAAUACCAGCCGGCAGUACAGGUAGAAGAAGACACCAUGGACUUCACACUGGAAGACUCUGUUCUCCUUCCUAUGGAUCCAAACCUGGAAUGCCACAGCCCACCUCCGGAUUACAACUCCGUCAUUCACUACUCAGCCCCUCCGGUGUAAUCAGCCCAACCCGACACAGCAUCUCGCACCUCUCAACCAUGCCUGAUCCUUACACACCUCCAUGCCCGGAUAAGGAGGCUGGGUAAAAACAGAAGGGAAAUCUGACAGGACAGUGGUUCAUAUGUUUCUUCUGGCACAUCUCUGAUGUGAACAGAAACAUUUUAAGGGCAUUUUCUUUCUACCUUUAAAGGCCUAUUACAACAUAUGCAGUAAAUUAAAAUUCUGUUUAUCAGAAUCAUAAGUGGGAGCUGUAACCCAGAACUGCUUGCACUUCUUCCUCCCCUAGCUGGGUGUGUUUAUUGACAUUUGCAGAUUUACAAGUUCCUUCAUUCACAUUUUAUUCCAUAAGAGUCAUCAAGAGUCUUGUCAAGCUAGUUGUGAAAACAAGUUUCCUUCUACUGGUCCUGCACACAUCCUGCAGGGAUUGUUUAGUACGAUGCUGUAAGGGAUCAGUUGAAAACAACAGCCAUACACACUAACGCUUUGGUUUUAGAGAAAAUCCAAAAUUGAAACAUCAUUCUUAACUUGGGACCUCAUCUUCCAUAAAUAUUUCUGAAAUAUUUUUAAAUCCAAAAUAUUUUUGUUAAAAUUGGUGAUUUAAUAAUUUCUACUGCCUAUAGAAUACACUCCUAAAAAUGAUAUGGCCCAGGGAAAGCAGAUGGUAUUCAUGUAUCAAGAGGCAGACUAGCCUUUUGGGCCAUCAGGGCAUACGACGUGGUUAAAUCUGUUUCCUUGUGUUUUCUCCUUGUUCAAACAGCAAUUUAUUUAGCAUAGGUGCAAUAGGAAACCUUGAUGGAGAUGCAUCUGUAACGAGCGCAAGGCAAAAGCACUGCCUUAAAUAAGAACCUUCUUAAGCUUAAACAAACAGAAUUUCCCAGCACACAUGCACAUAUUUGUGUGAAUCUGCAUAAAAUACUCAUUAACAACAUGAGAGUUACACAUAAAUGCACAUACACCCUUGAGGCACCAGCAGGGUAGCAGCAUUUUUAUGUUUCCUUUCUGCACACAGGCUAUUUACUAAAAAGCAGAAAAAAAAAAAAAAGAAAAAGGAAAAAAAAAAUUUCCUUUGGAUUCUGUGGCAAAUGCCCAACAGAUUGAUCCUGGGAAUUCUAGCCCAUGCUAAACUGUAAGCAAAUGUGACACACAUUUGUCUCUGACUGUCUUGCCAAGGUAAAUAUUGGUAGGAUAUGCAAUGACCUCUAGCAGGACUGAAUCGACCAAAUUCUCACAUUUGAGAAAUCUGUAGUGUGUUUUCCCCCCGCUCAAAAGCUGUGCAUGGCAGGGACUUUUGGUCUGCAAGUAUGUAUAGCCAGGUUCCACACAUACCCACAACGAAUUCAGAAAUAAGAAAAUAAUUCUUGUCAUUUAAUGUGCUAUGUAACUAUCAGAGCUGACUUCAGAAAUCUAGGAAGGGAAAAAGUACCUAGGGUUGCAAGCAGAAAAAGCAAGGAUGAGAAAUAUAUUCAUUGACAGUCAAGACUAUAUCGUCCUCAGUUAUAAACCUCGAUCUAUAAAUGACUGUCUGUGCAGGUUCCUCCAAGGUCUGCAUAACCCUUUCCUUUUCUUAGACUUGACACUGAUUUGACUUCUUCAGAGAAAAAUAAUUUUUCUUCAUGAUUACAAACUAAAAGGAAAAAAAAAAAAAAAUCCAGCACUUGCAAAACAAUUAUAUUACCUUGGUGAAGACAGCCUAGACACGCUGGCAGCAGUGAAGAAAACAUUUCUGGUUGGUUACAUUGAAGUAAACACAAACAAGCCUCAGGAAUUAUUAAAGGGAGAAACAAAUCUCCAAACCCCACACCAUGUUUACUGUGAAUGCUAAAGCAUCUGAAGCAUGGGCUCUCGGGAACUGCACUUACUCUCCUUAAGAUUCAAUGUACUAAGGAAAUCACCUGCAGUAACUCACGAGCCCCUUGUUCGUAGUGGACCUGCUAGAUAGCUGUGGUCUGUAGUUGCUCUAUAGUCAUUUUUGCACUUCUUUAUGUUUUAGUACCUAUGUAUUAAGUAGAGCUGGCUAUAUAACAGAAGAAACUACUGGGAAAGAAUUCAUCUGAUGAGCACCAGGAAGCUCACUGGAUCAGUUUGUCAUCAAACACUAAAUUAACUAUCUAUAGCUCUGAUCAAAUAAUCAAUCACUUCUUUUGGAAAUAAUUUAUUCACAUGGCAAAAAGGAAAAAAAAAAAAAAAGAAAGAAAAGGUGCAGAAAGUUUCUUGACUUUACUCUUAAUGGCAUCAGUGUGAGAUGGUUUGUUAUUGCACCUUGUUCUGUAGGCUAAGAAAACAACAAUGUUUAAAAACCUUUGCUUAUAAACUUUAAAAUAAGUACAUAUAGGGAAAAAAACCUGCAAGUAUGCUCUCUAUUUUGAAAAAGAAUAGGAAACACUGCUGGGUGAGCUGUCUGCUUCUAAAAGAGCCGAGAAGAUCAUCUUUCCACUUUAUGAAGGCUGAACAGUAGAGGCUUCUCGGCGACCAGAGGGACAUGGAGCAUGUUUCCCGAGCGGGACCCAAGCGGAUGCUGACGGGGCGCCGGUAGCCAGGCCCCUCGCUGGCUCUCCGCAUCGGUCAGCCUCUCUGCACCGCGCGACGGGAUUCGAAAGCAGAGCACAGGCUCGAGUGCUCGAGAUGCAUUUUAAAACACUGGUGGCAUUGCCAGCCCCCUGAAAAGUGAGGGCUCCUCGGCAGUGGCAAAACCAACAGCCGUCUCCAGCAGUACGGUUGGCCAUUUCUUCAGAGAGCAAAGAUACCCUCCGAACCCGCGGUAGUGGCCUUCGACUGUUCUGGAAAUGGCAAGUGACUGAUGUUUGGGCAGCUGUGUUUCCAAUGUUUAUUUUGAGUGGAAGAUUUUCUUCUCUUUAUAGUAAAUGUAACAAGCAAAAGUAUCACCUGAAAAGUAUUAUUGAACAUGUCUUCUAUUUUAUUUACUAAUAUUUUGUUUGUCAUUUUCUCUCCUCCCUUAAUUUAAUUAUUGUUCUUUUCUUACAACGAUGUAUAUAGUUUACCCAGUAGAAACAAAUAUAGUGAUUCAUUUAUAUGGUAAAAUUUGUAACAUUUUAGUCAAAAGAGAAAGAGAUACCCAGACAUAACAGAGUUAAGUAUUGUUACUAAACAUUUCACUAAUGCUUGCAGGCCAGGCUCCAGUUUACAGUACCCUACUAGUGCCAUUUCAUAACAGUUCUCUUGGCUGUGAGUAUCUCUGGCUCUCAUUUAUUCUCCACAUUAUUUAGUUUCAGUUAGAAAACAGGGAUCUGGAGGAAUCUGGCAGUUUAUCUCAUUCCUGGAAGUGUCACCAUGCAGCUCAUGGUAAAGGCGAGAAAUUUCCACUGUCUCUGUUUUAAUUGAAGGCCGGUGUAUUGGCUAGAGGAUCAGAAGGGGCCAAAUUGAUUAAAUGAUGUGAUGUUUAUUAUUUUUUCAGACUUCUCAGGGAUUCUUACUCGACUCCUGUCAGCCACCUGCUUUAGCUAACCUGACUGAGCUCAGUGGUAUCUGGUAUUAACACGUACCUUAGUUUUCUGUAAUGGUGCUUGCUCCUCCUGGUUUUGUCCUUUUGUAAGCCCAGAGAACUAGGGCAGAGGAACUCAGAGCUCACCACAGAAAUGUGUUGCCUUCUCUCCAACAAUCACCUGCCACAUAGGUGUCCAAGGAUAAGUGCCUUCACCUGCAUGUUAUUGUUCAGGCUGGUGUUUUUAACAGUCUGGUUUCCUAUCUCCUCUUUUCUCUACUUUUCAUCAAUUUCUUGAUAUUUGUUCUUCACAGUCCCUGUGGAUUGCUUUUCUCCGCCUUUCAAAUCAGAUCAGGUAUAGGACUCAUUUCACUCUGCUAUUUCAUGUAUAUUCUGCACUUGCAGAGGCUGAACUAGAUAAUGUAAAGCAAGCUUUUUUCACAUUAAAAAUUUUCCAAUAGAGGCAAGGGAAACUAGUUUAUAUUGGUUUGUCUGGAAGCCUCUCUGUAUCCUUCCCUGAAUGAGAAAAGCUUUUUAAUCUAUUGAUUUUUCAAUAUUGCUAUCUGAAGCAUAGCAAAUACUGGUGACUAUCUAUGUGAAUCUCAUUUUUCUCCUAGUUCUUUCUCAAACAAUGAGGUUUCUCUUAGGUUCUUCCAAGUUAUACUCACAAGAAGGGGGUCCUAACAGGAUGCUGGGCCCACAGCAUCUACUCAGGAUAUCAAGGAAGUUCGGAUAAAAUCCUAAAGCCUGAAUAAUAGUCUCAAACAAAACCACUGAAAUUUGAACCCAUUGAAUUUAGAUCUAUGCAUUUAGGGCUACCUGCAGGCAUAUACUGCUCUGCUUAAGAUAUCCCACUAAUACAAACACUACUCCAGUUAGCCUGCUUGGCAAACGCCGUGGGUAACCUAAAGUGUCCAGGCACUUCUCUCUUUGGUUUUAUGCUCUUGUGUACUGUAGGAUUCUUAGUCGCCAUGUAAGCCUGUAAUUGGCCACUCAACAGUUGAUGACUUAUCUUCUCAAUGAUCCUUCACGUGGAGUGUUGGCACUGCCUCAUCAUAUCUUCUCUUGCUUUACAGAUUUGAUCUGGCCCUAUUCCAGCUGUAAGGCUGUGGUCUUGGCUCAAUGGUCUCUAGAUCCCACCAGUACAAACUGGACAACACCAGGAAAUUUGCAGGGAAAAAUCACUAGCAAAUAGCUACAUAACAAGAUAAAGCAUUGUUGGGUUUUCCUGAACACAGGAGUUACCCAGGAUCAAUACCAUACUCAAAGAUAAGCUUUUUUUUUUUUUUUUUCUUAUCAUAAAGGGAAUGGAAAAUACAAAAGGUAGCAAUAAUUCUUUUGUCCCUCCCUGCAAACAGUAAUGGCCAAACCCUGGGAUCCAUUUUCCUGUUUUUAUACUAAAGUCACAAAUCAACCAGAAAGAAUUUUGCCAAAGUAAUGACACCAGUACCAUUUUAUGCAAGUAAAAUUCAGGGAGGACUUCUGGAUUUGACCUUGUCAAGAGUCAAUCACUGUAUAGGAUGUAGGUGUUGAGCCCAAGCACUGGCUUGUUUGUUUGACACAUGUUGUUUCCAUAUUACAUUAACACAGAAAACUUGUUGGACUGGGUCAUUUGGGACCUCAGGCAAAUAUGAUGCCAUAAGGGCCGUGGUUACAGGAAGACUAUUGUGGUAUGCACCGAGCAGUGUCCCCUUGUCCUGCCUAAGAAGCCCCUUCCACAAGAGCCAGCACAUCCUUAUUACUCAAUUCAUUUUUCCUUAGACCUUGAGUUGUCAAAGCAGCUAAUGAAAACUGGGAAAAACCCAGUAACUUGGGACUUAAAGAAAAUAAACUAAGUGCCAUGUAACACUCAAAACACUAAGGAAUGUUUGUCUGCCAUGUUCCUGUUUGUCUGAAGAAUGUAUGCACUGAAAACAACGCUUUCUUAUGUAGUCACAAAUUGUACUGUAUCUAUUAACCAAAAAAAUAAAAAGAUUCUAUAUUUAUACAGC
Messenger RNA from Tyto alba (common barn owl), 10148 nucleotides. RefSeq names its product vascular endothelial growth factor receptor kdr-like. NCBI's taxonomy places the organism in Eukaryota, Metazoa, Chordata, Aves, Strigiformes, Tytonidae. The transcript is spliced from 30 exons. Gene Ontology annotation, cellular component: signaling receptor complex; plasma membrane. Gene Ontology annotation, biological process: protein phosphorylation; positive regulation of kinase activity; multicellular organism development. The coding region runs from base 768 to 4718 and encodes 1316 amino acids. The record is from RefSeq and is a predicted model, not a curated record. Gene Ontology annotation, molecular function: vascular endothelial growth factor receptor activity; ATP binding.